This is a messenger RNA of Triticum turgidum subsp. durum (durum wheat), 468 nucleotides long. The record is from the annotation of a GenBank genome assembly. NCBI's taxonomy places the organism in Eukaryota, Viridiplantae, Streptophyta, Magnoliopsida, Poales, Poaceae.
AUGGGUAACUUGGUCUCGCAGUGCGUCACGGGCGACGCAGAGCGCGCGGGGCCGCUGGUCGUCCUGCCGGACGGCAGCCAGUUCCGGCUGGAGGAGCACGCCGGCGUCGCGGAGCUGAUGAUCGAGGCGCCGGGGCACGUGGUUGCCCAGGCGAGGGACGCCGCCAAGGAGCGGCGGCUGCGAGCCCUGGCGGCCGACGAGUUCCUGCGCGCCGGCGAGGUGUACCUCCUCGUGCCCGCUGGGAGGGCCGGGGCGCGCCUGGGCGGUCAGGAGGCGGACGCCAUCCGCCGGCUGGUGUCCGGCAAGAAUGGUGGCAAGGGCAAGGGCAGCAGGUCCGGGAGAAGGAUUUUCCCGGAAGGAGAAGCAGCGAGCACCGAGGAUGGAAAUGAGUCUGCUGAAUGUGCGCUGCUUUGUAGGAUUAGGCCAAGGCAGUGGAGGCCCGCCCUCGACACCAUCUUCGAGGCUUAG